UUUACAUGACAUCAAAUUCAGCCUGCAAGAAUGGCCAGUCCAAUUCCUUACACGUCUGAAGCUAUGGCCAGGCUCCUUAUCUCCACCAGAGCCUUCCCCUUUCCGCUGGUUCCGGCACGAGCAUUCUUCAGACCCUCCAAAUUGUCGCCGGCGGUCAGAUUCUCCGGCGACCCAUCAGCCGCCAGAACCCUACGAGUGGUGACGACUCGUGCCGGUGCCAGCACCAGCAGUUACAUCUUCGCUUUCUCUAUCCCCUUUUCUCUUAUUCUCGUCACUGCCCUUACCGCUCUCAAAAUCGGUGAUAACCUGGACAAGAAGUUUCUUGAGGAGCUUGCUCUUAAUCAAGCCAUAAUGGAGGAAGAUGAAGAGAACAAAGAUGGUAGUUCAGAAAUCUCUUUUGAAGAAAAACCCGCUCUUCCACGAACUCGAAACCGCCCUAAAAGGGAAGCCUAGGUAUAAAUAGCAGCAUAGAUUUUGGAUGUGAACAUGAUCGGAUCAGACAGGCAGAAAAAAUGGCUCAAAGGAACUAGAAAGCUUCUAUGUAUACUGUAUGUAGCUUAGUUUUCUUCUUCUUCUUAAUAAUGAUUAGUAUAAAGUUAGUUUGUAUGAUGAGUGAAUUUAAUGUUUAAUAUUAUUGUUAUAUAUUCUUCAAAUUGAUAUA
Cucurbita maxima (winter squash) is the source of this 661-nucleotide messenger RNA. RefSeq lists its product as uncharacterized. The record is from RefSeq and is a predicted model, not a curated record. The transcript has 2 exons. NCBI's taxonomy places the organism in Eukaryota, Viridiplantae, Streptophyta, Magnoliopsida, Cucurbitales, Cucurbitaceae. The coding region runs from base 31 to 453 and encodes 140 amino acids.